Molecule: messenger RNA, 1941 nt
Organism: Chlamydomonas reinhardtii
Lineage: Eukaryota; Viridiplantae; Chlorophyta; Chlorophyceae; Chlamydomonadales; Chlamydomonadaceae
Exons: 10
Coding region: 351-1364 (337 amino acids)
Cellular component (GO): membrane
Molecular function (GO): glycosyltransferase activity
Source: RefSeq, a predicted model, not a curated record
CGUAAUAGUGACAAUGCUAUACAUCCGCUGCUGGUUAAGUGCUUACUACUCUUUUGAGCGACUGGCCUGCCACAAAUGACCCGAACUUACGAAUUCUGAUGUCCACGCUGUCGCCGCGGAUGGUCCGGCCUGGGCCCAAGAAGACGGGGCCAAAGAAAACUGACGACGUUACGUACGACGAGGAGCGGGGGCUGUGCGGAGGUGUCGGCACGCGAGCUGGAGCCAGCUGGUUUUUUGCCGCCAUGAAAACUCGCCGUGGAACACUUGCGGUCGCAGCGUUCACGCUGCUUUUGGUGCUGCUGCUACUACCAUUUAUAUUCAUGGAAUGGACGCUGGUUCCAGGGCAUUGCAUGGUACCAGCGUAUAAACGCCCCGACUCCCUGCAGCCGCUCCCGCGCUACCACGGCCCCUCAGUUGAGUUCCCGGACCGCUUCACGUUGGUCAUCAACUCUUAUAAGCGGCCGGAGCUGCUCCAGCGAGCGGUGCGGCACUACUCGCAGUGCAAGUCCAUAGACGCCGUGCGCGUGAUCUGGUGUGAGGAGGGGCUGCCGCCCACUCGCGCCCAGGCGCCCGAGUUCUUCUCCGAGCUCAAGGAGGUCCGGUACGACAUAAUGACCAACUCCUCCCUCAACAUGCGGUUCUGGCCGCUGGAGGGCCUGCGCACGGAGGCUGUGUUGUCGCUGGAUGACGACAUUGUGGCGCCCUGCGGCGAGUUGGACCAGCUGUUUGCGGUGUGGAAGCGUGACCCCUGGAAUAUGGCCGGCUUCUACCCGCGGCUGCACCUGCUGGACAAGGACUGCAAGUACAAAUACCUCCAGGGUUUCGGCACGCUGACGUGGCACGGGGCCUACAGCCUGGUCCUGACCAAGGCGGCCAUGCUGCACCGGGACUACCUGGAGUACUACAGCAACCACAUGGCGGGCGCGAUCCGGCAGCACGUGGACGAGAUGCACAACUGCGAGGACCUGGCCAUGGCGCUGCUGGUGGGCGCAACCACACGCCGCCCGCCCGCCUUCCUGCACAGCGCGCGGGUGGUGGACCUGGGGAAGGGGCUGCUCAAGGUCAAGGGCAUCAGCAGCGGUAACAAGCACGGCGACAUUCGCUCCGGCUGCCUGAACGAGUUCGCCCAGUACUACGGCGGCGCGCUGCCCCUGGAGGUUCGCAGCCUCGCACACCUGCCCUCGCAGGCGCCGGCCGCCAACACGGCGGCGGCGGGCGGCCCUGGCGGGCAGGGCGAAGGGCCGGCGGCGGUCGCCCCCAGCAGCUACAGCGGCGGCGGCGGCGGCGCGGGCCGGUGGUCGUCCUGGGUGCGGCUCAGCCCCUUCACUGACUCGCUGUACGGAAUGCUGACUGGCCAUUUCUAGGUAGAUAAGCUGGAUGGGAGCUAGGUUUGUGACUAUAAGUUUAGGCUGCAUGGGGAUUGGCUGGCUCCGUCCGGCGCUGCUGGUGAAAGGUAGUGAGCAGUCGUAGGCGCUGCUGUUGGCGGCAGGGGGGUUGGCAGAGGUCCACGCGCCCGCGUGCGGCGGGGCAUAAGUGAGCAGGAGGAUUCUGAACAGCAGGAUUGCAGUGGCCACGGAGGUCACCGGAAAGGGUGUGCACGUCAGCAACAUCAGAACGCGCAUGGGUGAUGCGAUUGAUCGGUAUGGAUUUUGCACGGGACGCGAACGAAUCGGAAGGUGGCGAUGGCGGUAUGGACUAUGGACAACCCCCGACGACGGGGUAUGCGUGUGGCUAGGUACCGGGAUGUAUCAAGCCAUUCAUGCGCUAUGGCGUCUGGGAACGCGGGCAGCAGGCCCUGCGCACAGCCGGACGGCCCAUUGUACCGACACGGUGCGUGAACUUGUGAGUACUCACCCCUGGUGUGUACUGCUGGCAACGCAGGGUGGGAGUGGUGGGGUCUGGAUCAGCCUUCCGCGGCAUACUGGUAACGCGGUACUGGUA